AUGUCUCACGGUGUUUAUCUUGGUGAUACUCCAGUAAGAAGACCUGGUGUUUCUACCAAUCCAUUAAUGCGGAAAAUUCAAAGGGCGUGCAAGAUGACUCUUCCUGAACCUGAUAUCGCUUUAAAUCUGGAUGUUGCUGACUUUAUAAAUGAAAAGCAAGGUGCAGCAGCUCAUGAUGCUACAACUACGAUUGUGAAAUUGAUCAAUAGUCGAGACACUCACACUGCGGUUUUUGCGUUGUCUUUACUAGAUGUCCUAGUGAAAAAUUGUGGAUAUCCAAUACAUUUACAAAUAUCUAGGAAAGAUUUCUUGAACGAAUUGGUUAAACGAUUCCCAGAACAUCCUCCAAUGCGUUACUCAAAGGUCCAAAGAUUGAUUCUAACUGCCAUUGAAGAAUGGUACCAGACCAUUUCCAAACAUUCUCCAUAUAAGGAUGAUAUGACAUAUAUCAGAGAUAUGAGAAGAUUGUUGAAAUAUAAAGGGUAUGUACUACCAAAGAUCCAAGCGGAGGAUCUGGCUGUUAUGAGACCUACCGAUCAAUUAAAGUCAGUUAGUGAAAUUCAAAAGGAACAAGAAAUUGCUCAGGCUGCUAAAUUGGAAGAAUUAAUUAGAAGUGGUAAACCAGAUGAUUUGAGAGAAGCAAACAAACUUAUGAAAGUAAUGGCAGGUUUUAAGGAGGAUAACAUGGUCAAUGCUAAACAAUCCAUCAACACUGAAUUAAACAAACUAAAACGUAAAGCCGAUUUGUUGAACGAAAUGUUGAAUACUUCAUCUGAAGCAGAUUUACAAAAUAAUGAAACCAUUGAUGAAUUGUACAGUGCUCUAAAGGCUUCGCAACCAAAAUUCCAAAAAAUCAUUGAAGAAGAACAUGAAGAUGAUGACUUAGUCCAAAGUCUUUUGAAAUUCAACGAUGCCAUAAAUCAAUUGAUUGAAAAAUACUCCUUAUUGAAGAUCGGUAACAAAGAGGCUGCGGAAAGAAUUAAUCUAACAAACUUAAAUGACAUUUCUACUGCAUCCCAAACAGGGGGAGCUUUAGCAAAUGAAAUUAACUUAAUCGAUUUUGAUGAUGAUGCGGGCACCACCACCCCAGGCCAAGUUCCAAACUCUACUGAUUCCAACAGUAAUAAUAAUAAUAAUAACAAUUCAGAUCCCCUAAUUGAUUUAUUAGGUGACCUAAACUUAUCAUCAACUCCAAAUACAUCCUCUACUACUACAUACAAUAACCAAGCAGCAGCCGUAGAAAUGGGUGGUGGUAUAUCAUUAGGUACCACUGCUCCACCAUCUGCCAACACUAAUGUCCCGAUAUCUUCCUCUUCUGGUGAUCCAUUUGAUCUACUAAGUGACUUCUCUUCUCCUAAUGCAUCCACACCAGCAGCUAGUUUGUCGGUUCCGACUGCAGUUGCUACUUCUCCAACGUUGCCUAGCGCUCCUGUAUCUGGAAAUGGUUCAACCAGGAUCAACGUAAGUAAAUCAGCUAAUAUUAAAAUUGAUCUAGUAGUUUCAAGAGAAAGCAACUCUACCAUAAAGAUUAAGACAAUUUUUAGUAACCCUUCCGCAAACUUGGUCAAAGACUUGGUAUAUUCUAUGGCAGUUCCAAAAUCUUUUACCUUGAAAUUAGAACCGCAGUCGUCGAGUGCUCUUGGAUCAUUUGUUGAAGAAGGUGUAUAUCAAAACGCAUUGGUCGAAAACGCUGUUAAGGAAAAUCUUGAGAAGAAGCCAUUAAAAAUUAAAUGGAAGGCUACUUACAAUAUCAACUCAAGCCCUGUGGAAGAAACUGCGAUUUUCCAAUUGCCUAUUGUGUAA
Maudiozyma barnettii is the source of this 1803-nucleotide messenger RNA. It is a transcript of the gene GGA1, whose product is annotated as ubiquitin-binding protein. Gene Ontology annotation, biological process: Golgi to endosome transport; Golgi to vacuole transport; protein transport to vacuole involved in ubiquitin-dependent protein catabolic process via the multivesicular body sorting pathway. Gene Ontology annotation, cellular component: trans-Golgi network. Gene Ontology annotation, molecular function: ubiquitin binding; phosphatidylinositol binding. Lineage: Eukaryota; Fungi; Ascomycota; Saccharomycetes; Saccharomycetales; Saccharomycetaceae. The record is from RefSeq and is a predicted model, not a curated record. Bases 1 to 1803 code for a protein of 600 amino acids. The transcript has a single exon.